Messenger RNA from Protomyces lactucae-debilis, 2174 nucleotides. Its product is annotated as carotenoid oxygenase. Gene Ontology annotation, biological process: carotene catabolic process. The transcript has a single exon. The coding region runs from base 104 to 2104 and encodes 666 amino acids. The record is from RefSeq and is a predicted model, not a curated record. Gene Ontology annotation, molecular function: carotenoid dioxygenase activity. Lineage: Eukaryota; Fungi; Ascomycota; Taphrinomycetes; Taphrinales; Protomycetaceae.
CGCGUACGAGGAACAGCUUCUUGAAUGUCGGAAGGCAACAGCUCCUCUACCUAAGACUACUUUACUCGUUGUACUAUUGCUUCAAGCUGUCGCUGUAAAGCGCAUGGAAGAAUUUGCUGUAGCAGGCGUCGUACCCGCCGAGGCACUUGUUGACGCUGCAUCAGACAAAGAGAAGAGGUCACCGCGCAAGUCAACACGCUCGCGUCAUCCCUACCUCUCCGGCAACUACUGGCCGCAACCGCGGGAGCUACAUCUUGUGCCUUGUACUGUAGAAGGACAGAUCCCAGCUUGUCUUGCUGGCGGACAAUUUGUACGCAAUGGUCCGAAUGCUGCAUUGCCACCGGCCGAGGGUGAGAACUAUCACAUGUUUGACGGAGAUGGCAUGAUUCAUGGCGUUUACUUUCAAGAACAAGCGGAUGGGAAUGUAGUUCCGCUAUACAUCAACAAGUAUGUCAGAACAGACAUUUUCCUUGCAAGCAGCUACUGGGGCCUCAACCUUCUGCCGAGUAUCGCAUCGCUGAUUGAUCCUCUUUCCACAACAGUGAGGAUUCUGCAGUCUAUCAUCAGAUCAGGCGCGAUAGCGUUCCUCUCUGGCUCAACGCGUCUGUCAACAGCAAACACUUCUCUUGUCUUUCACGAUCGUCGACUCUUGGCGACCUGCGAGAGUGGUCCACCGAUGCACGUCAACGCGCCAGAAUUAGAGACGAUUGACUGGCAUACCUUCCCAGACGACGCUGGCCGUGGUCUCUCUCGUGUUCAAGGUAGUUCGAGCGAGUGGAUUACCGGCCAUCCAAAAGUUGAUCCCGUCAGUGGCGAAUUGCUCAUGUUUGGGUACGACAUUUUUCAGCUCUUCAAUCCACACAUACGACUCUCCAUCCUCGACAGCCAGGGUGUUCACAAACACUUUCAGAAGCCGGUCUAUCUGCAAUCUGCAAAACCCAAAAUGAUGCAUGACUUUGCCAUCACACAAAAGCAUGUGCUUAUCAUGGAUCUGCCACUCACAAUGUCCCCGUUCAAUGUGGCAACCGCGAAACCGAUGCUAUUCUUUGAUGCUAAUCUCAUUUCCAAAUUUGGAGUCCUUCAACGAGAUGACCCAGAUCAGAUCGUUUGGUUCGAAACUGAGAGCUGCAUGAUCUUCCACACCGUCAAUGCAUGGGACGACUACAACGAAGCUGGCCAACUGGUUGCCUUCUGCCUUGUUGCCUGUCGCUUCAAGGGCGCGAAGUUGGUCUAUGCUGCUGGUGCGAUAGAGAUGCCACAGACUGGAGAAGAUGUGGUUCACUUGUACUACUACCGAUUCGACUUGACAACACACAAAAUCAGCCACGAAUACGCUUUGUGCGAUUUUCCCAUCGAGUAUCCUUCCAUCAAUACACAAAAGCUCAGCUUGCGCAAUCAAUAUGCAUAUGGGGCGAGUAUGCGCGAAGGUAGUUUCGACACAGCCUUGAAUGGCGCUCAAAUUGAUGUCAUUGUCAAGUGCGAUAUACAGGCGUUGAUUCAAGAGCCACCUACCGGUGUGAAGGUGGCGACGUCCAAUGCGCCGCCAAAAAUGAAGCAUGUUACAACUCUACUAUUGCCACAAGGCUGUUAUGCGAGCGAGGCGACAUUUGUCUCGAGAGACCCUGCUGACAAAACACUCGACGAAGACGAUGGCUACCUGCUUCUACACGUGUAUGACGAAACUACACAAGAUGAGUAUGGUGAUGCCCCUGAUGAUAUCGGGUCGGAAGUCUGGGUCGUUUGCGCGAAGACCCUGAUUCUCCCGCCAUUGGCAAAGAUCAAGCUACCCCAACGCGUUCCAUAUGGCUUGCACGGAUUAUGGGUUUCUGGUCAACAGAUUGCGCUUCAACGUGAUGCCACGUUCAACACCAAGACCGGAACCAUGCAAUCGACAAGAGCUACGCGCGAUCAGACAUCUGUGUCGCUCAUUGCCAGUUUCUACAAAUGGUCCGCUAUUUGGGCUGGAAAGUCGGCUCUCCAUGGCGUCUCUAAUGGAAGAUUCGCCAUCAGCAUGUUGUUGUCCGCUGUGCUGGCGGUGUUGUUGACAUACCGAGCGUUGACUAUACUGCUUCAAGCAAUGAAGCAUCUGACCUGUACGGUCUGAACUUAUAACUACAUAUUUCCAACACAUAAUUGUAUUUGAUAAGCGUAGAUUGGCACUGAUGGCAGUUGAG